AUGGUUACUCGCCCAGAGGGAUCUUCAAGUCGCAGCCUCUAUCCCUUCUCUUUCCGCGUCGCCCCCGGAGACGACCGCUUCUCUCUCGUGCUCACGAACGACUUCUCCAGAGUCACCGCGUCGAGGGAGUGGAAGAGGAGGACGGCGGGGGAAGACGAAGAGCUGGAAAUUUUCCAGGCCGAGAAGUACUUCAGCGGCGCCAUGGACGGCGGCGAAGUCGUGCUUAGCCCUUUCAAGGUGUCCCCGGAGAGGGAGCUCACGUUCUCCCCCGGCCCGGUCACCCCCUCGGCCACGCCUAGCGCAUUCUUCGAAUCCUGGGGGACUCCGUUAGGGAGCAAGAAGCUCCUCAGGGUCUCCCUCUGGUCUUGCUUCGGAAAGUCUUCCGUCGCCGUCAGUGAGAUCGCCGAGGAGAGCGACGGUACCUUUCGGGAGAACGGGUUCCUGUGUAAUGAGAAAACCAGUCGGUGGAAAACGGACAAGCCGGGCGGCGCUUUCCGGCACACGACGGCGACCCGCUUUGCCCCACCCUCGGAUCUGAUAAAAAGGAAGACGACGAGGACAUUUAAACUGGCCAUGGCGGACCCAGAAGUGGACGUAUUCAGCGAGUCCAGCUCGGACCUGUUCGAGCUCGAGACCGUCUCCACAAGCACCCACGCAUUCGGCGGCACCGGCGGCGCGCCGAGUGAGGCAAGCAUCGAGUGGAGCGUUGUCACGGCGAAAGCCUCCGACUUCUCGUCGGCGCCGGAAGGCCAAAGGAGGUUCUCUACGGUGGCGACGAGACGACGGCACCAGCGGAGCGGUGGGCUGGGUUGCAGGGGAAGGAAGGCGAUCAACGUGGCGGCGAAUGUCCAUAGGACGCCGGCCAAGUCCGACCCAGAAGAGUGGAGAUGGCGGGGGAGGGUGGGGGCGCUGGCAUCUUCGAUGGAUCUCAGGCAGGCCAGACGGGCCACCUCGUAGCAGCCCGCCGGAUCUCGGCGCCAAUCCCUUCGCUUUCCCGGCGGUGA
Molecule: messenger RNA, 1004 nt
Organism: Spirodela intermedia
Lineage: Eukaryota; Viridiplantae; Streptophyta; Magnoliopsida; Alismatales; Araceae
Source: the annotation of a GenBank genome assembly